Messenger RNA from Diabrotica balteata, 408 nucleotides. NCBI's taxonomy places the organism in Eukaryota, Metazoa, Arthropoda, Insecta, Coleoptera, Chrysomelidae. The record is from the annotation of a GenBank genome assembly.
AUGAUAAGUCAAAUAGAAAACAAAUUAGAGAAAUAUGAAUACGAAAUGAAAGGUUAUCUACAACAAAUACAAAAGGAAGUCGAUAGAAUAGCGGAAGAAACAGAUAUAAAACUAGAGAGUCAGAGGAAGGAAAUACAUAAACAAAUAGAAACUGUGGAAGAGAAAACACGCAAAAAGAUACAAGAGGGAAUAGAGAAGGUGGAAUGGAAACUGGAGAGAGCUUUACAAGAAGAUAAGGUCGAAACCAAAAAGGAAAUUAAAGAAAUCCAAAAGACAGUAGAAGAAAUAGAAAAAGAGCUUUUAUUAGGAAAAAUCGAGAAGUUAUUAUACAAACCUCUAGUGACAUUAAGAUCAAAUUUCGCGGGACAUAAGAAAACAACAUCCAGUGACUUUCAUUCGAAUAAUUAA